UUUUCUUUUAAUAUAUAUUCUUACUUUAUUUAUUUUACAUAUAUAUAUAUAUAUUUAUUUUCUCUUUUCCUUCGUUAUUCAUUCCUCUCCUUUGACGCCAUCAUGAUCAAGAAUCUUGGAAAGUUUAAGCAGUGGACAGGUGAACGCUUGGGCGCUGCCAAGGCAACACUUCAAACAGAAGAGUUUCAAAGAUUAGAAAUAGAGACAGAAAGAAGAAGAGCCGGAUUUGACCGUGUAGUGGAAGCUAUUGAUGUCAGCCAUGCUCAGUUGAGUAAAAAGAAACCAUCGCCAGAAGAUGCCAAAAUCAAGAUUUCACCUAUGGAAUCUCUUGGUGCUUGUUGGUCACAUUAUGGCGACUCAUUUGAUACAGACUCUUCUGCUGGUGCAUCGUUUGUCAAUUAUGGUCAGGCAACAACAUUGGUAGCACAUCUUCAAGAAGAGUUUGCCUUAUCAAUGAAAGAAGUGUACAUUGCAACUCUUCAGCGUGGACAGAUAGAAUAUAAAGAGUACUCGGCUUUACGUAAGAAACUUGAAUCGCGUCGGUUGGAUUAUGAUGCCAAGCUGGGCCGACUUCAAAAGUCAAAAAAGGAGAAGCCCGAAUGGGAACAGGAGAUGCAGGCGUCCAAAAUGAAGUAUGAGGAGACAGAAUAUGAUCUCAUUCAGAAGAUGGUUGCUCUCCAAGAGUUUGAGGAAGAGCAUUCGGAAGCCUUGAGUAUGCUGUUGGAUGCUCAAAUUGAGUUCUUCAACAAUGCAAUCGACCGUUUGUCUAGUGUCCGAUCAAACUGGCCACAAUCCACGCGCGAAGGUCCGCGUGUUCCCAUGACCAGAACAGCUAGUUCCAGUUCAGGGCUUACUCGCAGUCCGGACGGUGGUCCGGGAGACUAUUUUACACCUCCCCCUGAUCGUACGGGUCUUACUCCACGCUCGCCCAACGGGAGCCCUUGUAUUCGGGGGCCAACCUCACGCCAGUUGAGUGCGGAUCCUAUCACUCCACGCCGUGUUCCCAGCCAUUCUUCACUUCGUGGUGGAGAGGACCCUGUUACUACAAUGACAUCCUCUCCCGGUAGACUUGCCCCACAGAUGCCACGUCGUCAAUCACAAAGCACGGUAUCUAACAAGAAGAGACGCAAGGCUAUUUAUGAUUUUGACGGAGAUUCUGUUGAUGAGCUUUCAUUCCGUACCGGAGAUGUGAUUACAGUAGUAGAGGAGGUUGAUGAAGGGUGGUGGCUGGGUGAAGUAGAGAAUAUAGGACCCAAACGUCGUGGUAUUUUCCCUGUUAAUUAUACAGAGGAGAUUUCCGGAGCACCUCCUAUGCCUGCUCGUCCUUUGGUUUCUUCGCCUAGCCCUCAAAUACCUGAAGCAGAGAUUGAAGUAGAUGAAUAUGAGCAAGAAGUGCCGCACGAAGCUUCUCCUUUCCAUGACAAACCAGCUUCCAACUACGGAUAUACUCGACCUGCACAACCUGUCCGCGCUUAUUCCAGCAAUACCUACACCAACCCUUCUCCACCCCCGAUUGCUAGAAGCACAACUUUUGUUCCUCAAGCCACUAAACCUACUGGUGCAUCGCGCGCCCCUCCUCCACCACCUGCUGCCCGAGCUUCUCCAGUUAUGUCUCGUAGCUAUACCACCAAUACCAAUACACAACCUACAACCCGAGCACCCCCACCCCCACCCCAGAGCCGUCCUUCUCAAGAUCCUGUAGGCUCAGGAGAGCCAAGUUGUCAGGAGUGUGGCUGUGUUGACUUUAGUGCAAACUUGUUCAAGCGAGGACAUUGCAACAACUGCUUCCACAAGCACUAAACAUAUAUUGUCCAUAGAUCGUUUAUAAAAAAAUAUAUAUAAGAAAAAAGUGAGCACAGGUGCGACACACACACAAACACAAACACAAAAGCAUUUGUGUAUAUUUAUAUUAUAUACAAAUCUUUAAUAUAUAUAUAUAUAUAUAUAUAUCCAUAUUGGAUACCC
Phycomyces blakesleeanus NRRL 1555(-) is the source of this 1965-nucleotide messenger RNA. RefSeq lists its product as hypothetical. NCBI's taxonomy places the organism in Eukaryota, Fungi, Mucoromycota, Mucoromycetes, Mucorales, Phycomycetaceae. Gene Ontology annotation, biological process: protein transport to vacuole involved in ubiquitin-dependent protein catabolic process via the multivesicular body sorting pathway. Gene Ontology annotation, cellular component: ESCRT-0 complex; cytoplasm. The transcript is spliced from 5 exons. Bases 103 to 1800 code for a protein of 565 amino acids. The record is from RefSeq and is a predicted model, not a curated record. Gene Ontology annotation, molecular function: protein binding.